AGUUUGACAGUGACUCGCCAAAGUUUGUUUAUGUUUUCCCGGUACGUUGCAUUUCCUUCGCUACAAUUUCCGCGCAUUUUUACAGUUUUCGCAGUGAAAUCCGGUUCCAUCCGUGUCGGUCACGAUGGCCAACCGUACGGUGAAGGACGCCAAAAACGUCCACGGUACCAACCCGCAGUAUUUGAUUGAGAAAAUCAUCCGAUCGCGAAUCUACGAUUCGAAGUACUGGAAGGAGCAAUGCUUCGCCCUGACGGCGGAACUGCUAGUGGACAAAGCGAUGGACAUUCGCUUUCUGGGCGGGGUGUUCGGUGGUAACAUUAAACCGACACCGUUUCUGUGUUUGACCUUGAAGAUGCUGCAGAUCCAGCCGGAGAAGGACAUUGUGGUGGAGUUCAUCAAGAACGAAGAGUUCAAGUAUGUUCGGGCGCUUGGGGCGUUCUACCUGCGGCUGACCGGUUCGUCGCUGGAUUGUUACAAGUACCUGGAACCGCUGUACAACGACAACCGAAAGUUGCGAAGGCAGAACCGACUGGGUCACUACGAGUUGGUUCACAUGGACGAGUUCAUCGAUGAGCUGCUGCGGGAGGAACGGGCAUGCGAUAUAAUUUUGCCCCGGAUUCAGAAGCGACAUGUGUUGGAGGAGAAUAGCGAGCUGGAACCGAAGGUUUCCGCCCUUGAUGACGACUUGGAUGAGGAAAUGCCCAGCGAUGAUGAAAAUUUGGAGGAAAUCGCUGAGGCGCUGAAGGCGAAAGAAAAGGAGAAAAAGCUGGAAACUAUCCGGAUCAGGGACGGCGGCGGCGGCAAACGGGACCGAUCGGAGUCGAGAGAACGGCAACCGGUGGCAGAGAAGGUGAAAGAAUCCACGAGAGAGCAUAAGGACCGGCACCGGGAUUACGACAGGGGACGAGAGCGAGCAGAGCGAGACUACGAACGACGAGAACCUCCGGCGGACACCCGCCACAAGGAACGGGAAGCACGCGAGAAGGAUCGAGAUCGCCAGAGGCGGCACGAGCGUGAUCGGAUGGAUGAUCGCGAUCGGGAGCGUGACUCUCGGCGGUACGGCGAGAGGGAACGAGAGCGAGAUCGCGACAGAGAACGGGAUCGGGACAGGGAGCGUGAACGGCGGGAGAGAGAUUACGAACGGGAUCGCGACCGGGACUAUGAUCGCGAUCGAGACUACGACCGACGAAGGCGAUGAAAGGUGGGUGUUUAAAAUUUUAUUCUGAUUUGUGUGUGUGUAAUGCAAACCACAUGAAAAUGA
Aedes albopictus (Asian tiger mosquito) is the source of this 1261-nucleotide messenger RNA. It is a transcript of the gene Prp38, whose product is annotated as pre-mRNA-splicing factor 38. The record is from RefSeq and is a predicted model, not a curated record. NCBI's taxonomy places the organism in Eukaryota, Metazoa, Arthropoda, Insecta, Diptera, Culicidae. Gene Ontology annotation, cellular component: precatalytic spliceosome. The coding region runs from base 125 to 1198 and encodes 357 amino acids. The transcript has 2 exons.